CCGCCGCCGAGCACCGGUCGGCUGAUUACGCAGAGUCACGUGCUAUCCCCUCGCCCUGCCAUUGAUUGCGGCGGGGGCACGUCGAUGGUUCCCACAAUGCUUUGCGGCAGGCGGACGUGGUCCUGCUGCCGAUGCCGCGGCUCCGGCUUUCACUAAAUCUGUUGGCAAUGUCUAUGAUCUUAUCUGCCUCAGUGGUCCGUGUUAGAGAUGGGCUCCCGCUAUCUGCCUCUACAGAUUAUGAGCAAAGCAUGGGAGUGCAGCAAUGUAGAAAAUAUUUUAAAACACUCUCCAAGAAGCUUGCUCAGCUUCCUGAUAGAUGUAUGCUGAAAGCUGGCCAGUAUAAUAUAAAUUUUAUUAGCUCUCUGGGAGUGAGCUACAUGAUGCUGUGCACUGAAAAUUACCCCAGUGUUCUGGCUUUCUGCUUCCUGGAUGAGCUUCAGAAAGAGUUCAUCACCACGUACAAUAUGAUGAGGACAAAUACUGCCAUCCGACCAUACUGUUUCAUAGAGUUUGAUAAUUUUAUUCAAAGGACCAAGCAGAGAUAUAAUAACCCACGGUCUCUGUCGACCAAGAUAAAUCUUGCUGACAUGCAGACAGAAAUCAAGCUGAGACCACCUUAUCAAAUUUCCAUGUCUGAACUUGGUUCAACUAAUGGAUUUGCACACUUAUCUGCUGCAGAAUUUAAGGGUACUGGUAAGAUAUCUACUGCUCCUCAUCAACGACUGGAAGCUGUUACUCUGCCAGGGAUUGUUUCAUUUAUACUGAGCCUGUUAUGUGGGGCUUUGAAUUUAAUUAGAGGAUUUCAUGCCAUAGAAAGUCUUCUGCAGAACGAGGGUGAAGAUUUCAGUUAUGUCAUUGCGUUUUUCCUUGGAACAGCAGCCUGCUUGUAUCAGGAAGUGACCUUACUCAAGGGGAUCCAGGUGCCCAAGACCAAGAUAAUUUACAGAAAAUGGAAUCAGUCCUAAAUGAACAGCAGUGGCAAAGCUAUUUAGGGAUAAAUUUUCUCCUAAAAGAAGGAAAAAACAACCCCAAAAGAGAUUAAUUGCAUCAAAACUACUGACAAUGAACAUGGCAAAGAAGCGAUACGAGUGCCACUUGGCUUCCUACACGAUUUUGUUUGCUUAUGCUAACAAACUAUUUGCAAUGAUUCCAUUGAAAAUUUAAAGGAGAACCCAUAAAAUCAUAAAUUAUUAUUGGACACAUAAUAAUGCUAGUAAAAGUGGUUUUGAGUGUUAUGAGAAUUGAACAUGCCCAGCUCGAAAGAACCAAUGGACCUCAGAAAAGACAUGAAACCACCCAUGUGGGGUAGUUGUCUCCAUCUCAAAUGUGGUGAAAUUAGGACAGAUGAACAUGUAAGAAAACAAUGGAAUAUGUGGUGGGCAACUCAGGAGGAAAGUGUAUGUGUGUGUGCGCCUCUCUGUGUGUUGUCUGUGCACGUGCCCACCCCUCUCUCUUCUCUCAACAUCUUGAGGAGAUUCCAUGAUCAGUGGAAGGAGGUUUGUUCAGCAGCAUUAGUGCAAGCUUCCCUCACACUGUGCUUCAAAGCCCUGACCUGGAGGGACCAAUGCACCUGUAUAGAUAAAAGGAUAGCUUUCAGUCCCACUUAGUCCUUGGCCUAUUUGCAGAAAUUGAGAGUUAACGUCGCUGUUGGUGUUGGCUUUUGAGAUGUGGACAUUAGGAACAGGGCGGAGAUCACAAGGCAGACAUCAGAUUAUAGCAAUUUUGAGUCCCUACUAACCUGGGCUGGAUUUGAAGCAACAACCCAGAGGUGAAAUCCAGCACCCCAGUAUUUCAUUACCAAGGGCUUGCCUAGUGGAAUAGUUAGUGCAUGGUAGGCUGGGGUGUAAAUCUACCUCAUACUAGCCUGCCAAGCACUAAUGGUCCACUUGUACUCUUCUAUCCCACACUAAAAGUUCCCUAGUGACCUACUCUCAUUUCAAAGCUGGGUAUCUCUAAGACCACUGAAACUCCUAGUGCACAGUACCAAGUUUCACAGGGACAGUUGUAUGCAGUGCAGUAAUGCGAGGUAGCGUUACAGCCCGGCCUGCGGUGCGCUAACUGUUCAUUUGAUGAGCCCCAACUCUCUGAGCCAUUCAGACUCUGUUGUUAUUUUUAUUUUUGAAGUAGCCAUUUCUGUCUUGAUCGUGUUGAAGAGUCUUAUGCUAGCAAUCAGAACAGCUAACAGCCUUCAUACUCAUUCCAAUUACGUUUUGCCAGUAAUAUUUCAUCAUUACCAAGAACCUGAGAAACAGGUUUAAUCUUCAGAAGAAGAUUUCUAAGGUGUAGAGACCUGUGAGAUGGCAUGGAGAUAGCAACAGUGAGGGAGCCUUAAUUUGUUGUGACUUACACGUCAGUACUGCAGUUCCAUAGUUUAUGCACUGAAGACUCAGAAACCCAGUCUUCCUAGUGAUAUGGAGGCAUCAUUGGGAGUCAAUAUGAUGGAGGAAGACAUUUUGAAAGUGAAACCCACUUACACAGUGUUGGCUGCAACCAGAAGAUCUGCAUUGUCAAAGAGGUUCACCCCUGGCACCUCCACAAUGAGAACGUAUAUGAAUUCGAUGAUCAACAUUAGGAUCAGUUUCCCGAUG
Molecule: messenger RNA, 2588 nt
Organism: Chrysemys picta bellii (western painted turtle)
Lineage: Eukaryota; Metazoa; Chordata; Testudines; Emydidae
Source: RefSeq, a predicted model, not a curated record